GUGUGGAUGUAACUGUGCAGUCCGCCGAGUCUCAGUGGCGCAGGACAGGACAGUCGCCACGCCUUCAGGGACGCUCUUUUUAACGGCCCAACCUUGCGUUUGUGUCCGCUGCACACCGGUACGAGCCUGUGCGGGACAUUUAACAAGCAACUGUAAACACUGUACUUAACGGCAACCAGGCGGUGUGCCUCUGGAGUCCGGCUUCACUUCUCCCAGCUGAUGCCCAGCUGCUUCUAAACCCUGAUUAAAUUGGGAAUAACCAGCACCGGAGCUUAUAUCGAUUUGACAUCGGAUACAAGUCGGAUCAAAGAUGAGGAUCAAAGUGUAGUGCUGAACCCUCCUCAGUCUGAACGUAGACCGGUCUCUGAUGCUGCUCGUCCAUCAACCCCUCUGUGAAAGAACAUAUUUGCACAGUUUUGUCACCACUCACCUAAGCAGGAAGACACAAGAACAGUAGUCAGGAAUGCCCCAGACUGCGUGCUCAGGCACCAUGUUUACCACUCCCAGUGGCUUCAGCCCUCAUCUGGCCUGUGCUGAGCCUGGGGAGGAGGAGGCCCCACAGGAAGGCCCGGGGCCGGGGCCUGGGGCUUGCCUCUCCGAUGGGCCGCCCAUCACUUCUGCCUCCCUGGACACCCUGAUCCAGAACCUGGUGCCCACUGCCGAUUACUACCCCGAGAAAGCCUAUGUGUUUACCUUCUUGCUGAGCGCUCGUCUGUUCAUUCCUCCUCCGGAGCUGCUGGCCAGGGUGUGUGAGCUGUGCAUCAAACAGCAGCAGCUGGAUCAGAGCCCACUCGAUACGGCAAAAGUACGCAAGUUUGGCCCCAAGAUCCUGCAGCUGCUGACAGAAUGGACAGAGACAUUCCCGUCCGAUUUCAGGGAUGAAAAGAUGGUCGGACACGUCAAAGACAUCAUCCACAGGAUAGCUCCAUGUGAUGAGGCAUACUGGAAAACCCUGAACCAGGUGCUGCAGAAACUUAGCCAGAGGCUGUCCCUGAUGAGCCAGGGGGAAGAGAGCAUUGUCAAGGUCUCCCUCAACGCCUCCUCUGACAAGCUGGUGGCCUUCAAGACCAAGCCUCCGCCCAUCCAGAAGGAUAUACUCUCCAUCUGCAACGACCCCUACACGCUGGCUCAACAGCUCACCCACGUGGAGCUGGAACAUUUGAGCCGUAUCGGACCGGAGGAGUUUGUCCAAGCUUUUGUUCAAAAAGACCCUCUAGAUGGAACACAGCAGCCGUGCUUCAGUGACCAGAAGAAAAAAACCUCCAACCUGGAAGCCUACGUGAGGUGGUUCAACAGACUUUGCUACCUGGUAGCGACAGAGAUCUGCAUGCCAGCGAAGAAGAAACAGAGGGCCCAGGUGAUCGAGUUCUUCAUUGAUGUGGCCAGGGAGUGUUUCAACAUUGGAAACUUCAACUCACUCAUGGCAAUUAUUUCUGGUAUGAACAUGAGUCCUGUGUCCCGGCUGAAGAAGACUUGGAGCAAAGCUAAGACUGCCAAGUUCUUCAUUCUUGAGCAUCAGAUGGAUCCGACUGGAAACUUUUACAACUACAGGACUGCCCUGAGGGGGGCCGCCCACCGCUCUCAGACUGCCAACAGUAACAGAGAAAGGAUUGUGAUUCCUUUCUUCAGUCUGCUGAUAAAGGACAUUUAUUUCCUGAAUGAAGGAUGUGCCAAUCGGCUGCCCAACGGCCACGUCAACUUUGAGAAAUUUGUCGAGUUGGCGAGGCAAGUUGGCGAGUUCAUGACAUGGAAACAAGUAGAGUGUCCAUUUGAGGAGGAUAGGGCCAUCCUACACUACCUCCACACUGCUCCCAUCUUCAGCGAGGACGGGCUCUAUCUUGCUUCCUAUGAGAGUGAGAGUCCAGAGAAUCAGGUAGAGAAGGACAGAUGGAAAGCACUCAGGUCCAACGUCCUGGCAAAGACAUGAGGCAGCAAAGGCAGCUCACCUGCCACCAACAAGGGAGCGUGUGGUCUCUUUGCACUAAACUGAACUGUGAAGGAACCUAACUGGUACUUUGAUGUUUUUCUAUGAAGAAAAAAAGGGAGAAACACGAUGAACAGGAUUCAUCAUGGAGUGUGUAAAAAAAAUUAAUUUAAAAAAAAGUGAAGUGACUAUAUUAAGCUAUCAAGCAAAAUCCCUUUGCAGUUUGCAGGAGGCUUGGUGAUGAGGUACAGUAUAUUGGAGAGCAACAAUGCUUCUCCAUGUGUGAUGUGUGUUUACUCUGUGAAGAUGUUUACUACUUUAGAGAGUACAGUUACAGGGAAAACCACUUUCUAAAACAAGAAUUCCUAUUAAUGCUGUUUGUGGUUUUUUUGUAUUUGCUCCUCCCACCUCCUUCUCGCCUUCCCUCUUCCCCUUUGCUACAAAGCCUUGUCUAGGUAUUUAAAUUUGACUUUCUUUUUUUUUUUUCCUUUACUUGUAAUGUACUGUAAUGAAACAUGAAAAUAAUGUGACGGGCGCUGGCUAGCCCAUUUCAACUGUCAAGUUUUAUAGGUCUACUGAAGAAAUGGCAUCUGUGUGUUUUCAGAGAAGAUGGACGACAACAUGCCUUGAGCAUUUUACCACAUCUCAUCUGACUGUGCGUGAUCACGCGUUUGUUCAUAUUGUCUCUGUCUUGUGCUACACGCUGUCGAUCGGAGAAACCUGUUUAUGGUUCAUCUCUAUGUUUUAUUUUUAUUUAUUCUUUUUCAUUUUGGGGAAGGUGUCGUGUGGGGAUUAUCAACCUGUUUUAAAAGUGUUUACUUCUUUUAAAUGUGUUGUGCCAUCAACUACACAAGAAAACUACAGUAAUUGGUCGCUGCAUGUGGAGCCAGGCCAGGUGUAGAUUGUGUACAGGUGACAUUUACCCCUCAUCUUUCUGCUCUACAGGAAGUUUUCUCUGACUGAUGUUCAGUUGUCUGAUAUAUUUAUGGAGAUUUCUGUGCUGACAGAUGUAUAAUUUUUAUUGUAAUGUUCCUUUAUUGGUUAGGAAGUCCAACGGCAUGCUACGACAGGUGUUCUUAAAGGGGCAUUAGAGUAUCCACCUUGUGAAGACUGCAACACAGACUUUGUGAUGAGGAUGCUUUGUUACAUUUUGUGGAAGGACGAUAAUGAAAGGAGGUCUUCUGUCUUGAUAUAAAGUAAAGAGGGAAACUUGUGCCAUACAAUUCACUGGUUGUCAUAACAAUUCAGGUUCCUUUGACUUGAAACGUGUUGUUGAAUCGUUUUGUGGGAUUGUCACCUUUUUUGGCUUCAUUUUUUGUUCUGUGAUUCAAGAGCCAUUUUGCGG
Messenger RNA from Pelmatolapia mariae (spotted tilapia), 3269 nucleotides. RefSeq names its product ras-GEF domain-containing family member 1C-like. Gene Ontology annotation, biological process: Ras protein signal transduction; positive regulation of GTPase activity. Gene Ontology annotation, cellular component: plasma membrane. The coding region runs from base 464 to 1927 and encodes 487 amino acids. Gene Ontology annotation, molecular function: guanyl-nucleotide exchange factor activity. Lineage: Eukaryota; Metazoa; Chordata; Actinopteri; Cichliformes; Cichlidae. The record is from RefSeq and is a predicted model, not a curated record. The transcript is spliced from 15 exons.